CUACUCAUUGCCCAUGAGGAUUCGAAACACGGAUUGAGGCGCAUCUGACGGAACAGCAACAUGGCACAGCUACUCACGCCAGUCUCGGAUUGUCCGCUCAAGCGACUGGAGGUCCAGGACGACGCGAAAGUUCGGGUCUACGGCGUGGGGGCCACGGCCAUGGCUCUAACUUUGGCCAUCAAAAACAACAGGACCGAGUCCAGUGACAGGCUCCUCCUCGUGGUCAAUGCUGGCUCCCGGACGGUGGUAAGCGGCCGGCGGUUAUGGGGUUGACUGAGCUGACCAGCAGUUGUCCAUUACGCUCUCGGAUCUCUUGUCCCCUGGUGCGGGAACGUUCACGAUUGCACGUUACUCUCAAGCCAUGACCGUCAGGAUCACGCAGCAAGGCUACGAAGUCAGAGCUUUCUUCGAGGCCGGCCGAGACCUCGAGCUCGCCGCGCACAUGCUCAGCAGGCUCGGCUUCCCGGUCAGAGAAGACUCAGGCAGCCUACAGGGCUUGUCGAACCCAUCCCCCGGCUUCAGCUCGGACCCUCGCCUCUCGUCCAUUACUCCCAUACCGGGCAUGGACACGUUUGGGUCCGCAUCUCACGACUUGUUUCCGUCUUCGCCGUCCAAUCCCGCAUUCGCGGGUGCACCACAGGCAGCAACAUUAGAUGCGCGCAUCUUUGGGCCGCAAAGCGCUUACACGGCGCCGCUGACGAACCGUAUGCAACCCGAGGCAUUGGUACAGCGCUUCAGUCCGUAUAAUCUGUUCGCCCCCAAGCAGGGCGACCUACAUCGACCACCCGUGGGCUCGCCACUCCGGAACUCGUUCUCGCCAGACGAUGCCGGCUCACAGCGCCGGCAUCUCGGCCACGGGCCGGACAACUGGGCGCAGUCACCGCAGUCCAUGUCACCGUCGAUGUCCUCACCACUGAUUCUAGACCCGUCGUUGUCGUUUACGUCGCACGGGAGCUGCGCGUCGAGCGAAGCGUCAGCCAUCGGGAUGCAGUCUAGACCCAGUCCCGAGCGGCAGCGAAGCACCCCGGUCUCUUCUCACGACACGCAGGUCGCAAUACCAGAACGCCGCGACCUCCCCUUUGCGCGGGCCGAAACGGCCACCAGGCCUCCGGUAAAGCCGCAACGGACGAAGGCCUCGACGCGACGUCCGCCCAAGUCCACGGAGAGUGCACAGCGGGUGCGCAAGCGCAAACAGCCCGUGUCCAAGAAGCCGAGUCAGGCAAGACCAGCGAGUCGGAAAAACCCAGCAAGGGCGGCCAAAGUGUUGAGCACACCGCCCUCGGACGUGGCAGAUCAGCCGAACGAUGGCGAUCGCGGAUGCGACAUCCAGAGCGAUCCUGGCCCCCCUGAAUCGGCCACGACGGUGGUGGUCGCCGAACCAAGCGCAGUUCGCCGUCUCUGGACCAUGACUUCUGUGCUUCUUGACCAAUACGAGGCGGACGUAGCCAGAGGUUGCGACCAGGGCCUAUGCGUGCGAUUCUACUUGGAGCGCCUGCAGGGCAUGCGGAGAGACUUUUGGCUCUGUCAUUUGCUGGGUGCUGGCGAGCACGGAAGCGGACCGGCUGGCGAGUCUACCGUGCUUUCCCGCGCCACGAUGCUGCGUUGACGGGUCUGGUAUUCAUUGGGCGGUGUUGUGUUGACGUUGGCCUCGAUCGGCGGCGCAGCUCACUGUGGAUGGAGGAGGAUGAGGAUGAGGAGCAGAAGCAGCAAAAACGCAUGGGCCCGCUCGUGGUCAAGGAAAGGGCAAGGCUUGCAAGGGUCAUGUCAGCCGUGUCUUGUCGACAACGAUAUUGCUACGUAGGGGGCGGAACCCGAGAUUGAGAUGUUCAUCGGCAACGUCGUCGUUGGUUGUGGCCAGGGUUCGGGCGGGCUGAAUUGCAUUGUGUCACCUCGCCACGCCAUGCCAUAUACAUGUUUACGUACGAUGUGCUCGCUCGGCACCUGAUGAUGCUGUGGGGUGGGGAGGGGCGGCAGAGAUCUCGUGCAGACCGAUGCGGCGGCCCUGGCGUCGCGACGGGAUCUUGAUGGCAGCUUCCCAACGCACGCUAAGGAGCGCCGCACCAACGCCGAUCGCUCGUGGGCUUGCAUGGAGGCGGCGCCCGCGAGCUUUGGCCGUAAUGAGCCCGUCCGAC
Messenger RNA from Purpureocillium takamizusanense, 2132 nucleotides. RefSeq lists its product as uncharacterized. The transcript has a single exon. NCBI's taxonomy places the organism in Eukaryota, Fungi, Ascomycota, Sordariomycetes, Hypocreales, Ophiocordycipitaceae. The coding region runs from base 362 to 1606 and encodes 414 amino acids. The record is from RefSeq and is a predicted model, not a curated record.